Molecule: messenger RNA, 576 nt
Organism: Magnolia sinica
Lineage: Eukaryota; Viridiplantae; Streptophyta; Magnoliopsida; Magnoliales; Magnoliaceae
Product: suppressor protein SRP40-like
Exons: 5
Coding region: 1-576 (191 amino acids)
Source: RefSeq, a predicted model, not a curated record
AUGACCACUACCACAGAAGAUCCCACUUCUACUGGAAAGAGGCAAUUAAUACGGAAAGGAAAGCAAGUGGUUAUUGAAGAAUCUUCUCUGGAAUCAUCAUCAUCUUCAUCAUCCGCAGAGGGGGAAGAUGGAGAAUCCUCUUAUGGUGACUCUACUUCCACUAAUCAAGAGUCAUCCUCUAGUGACUCAGAAGAAGAAGCUUCAAAUUCCUCAACCAAUGUUGUAACAUCUCUAGAGACUCUUCUGGCUCUCACGAACUCUGCUGAUGUCAAUACUCCAACUACUGUGGUAUCAAGCACUGAGACCAGAGUGCCAUCUUUCACCAAUAUGGUUCCAAAUUUACCUAGACCAUCCGCUCCUCCAGAAGAGAGGCAAUGCAGAGGCAACACUCUUUCUCCAGCACCUUCUGUAGCUGCAGUCUGUGCUGCCUCUAGUGGCUCUCUCAAAGAGAAAGGUUCGAAGGCGAUGACGAUGAUCUCUAGUUGUGAUAAGGAAUUUCAUUCCUUGGAGGAGCAAGUAAAGGCUGCUAAGCAUUCCUCAGCGACUAUAAUUGAGAAGAUUGCAAUCUUCAAGUAG